AUGACCGUCGCUGCCUCGUCUGCCUCCUCGUCUGCCCCUGCUGCUGCGGCGGCAGCUGCUGCUGCUGCUGGUGCUGGUGGUGCUUCAGUGGGGUCCCCUGGGUCGGAUGAGGAGGUGUCGAUGAGCAAGCGGCUGGCGUAUAAGGUCGAUGUGCUCUUCUCCAUGCACUCCUGGGUCAAGGGCGCUGCUCUCCUCGCCGCCACUCUCCUCCUUAUCGCCCUGGGAGGCCUUGCUCUGUACGCCGUCGGAUCAAAAGACCGGAUGGACCUGGGUGACGCCACGUGGCGGGCGUGGUCCUACGUGGCAGACGCGGGCAACCACGCGGACAGCGAGGGCGUGGGGCCGAGAAUCGUGGGCGUGAGCAUCAGCAUUGGUGGGAUGCUGAUAUUCGCGCUGAUGGUGGGGUUGGUGUCGGAGGGCAUCUCGGAGAAGGUGGACUCGCUGAAGAAAGGCAAGAGCGACGUGAUUGAGAAGAACCACACGCUCAUCCUCGGCUGGAGCGACAAGCUGGCAUCGCUGCUGAAGCAACUGGCAGUGGCGAAUGAGAGCAUGGGAGGGGGCGUGGUGGUGGUGAUGAGCGAGAGGGAGAAGGAGGAGAUGGAGAGCGAGAUUCAGAAGAUGGAGUUUAACUUCCGAGGCACCACUGUCAUCUGCCGUUCCGGCUCGCCCCUGGUUCUGGCUGAUCUCAAGAAGGUCUCUGUGUCCACAGCACGGGCGCUGAUAGUGUUGGCGGAAGCAGAGAACGCCGAUGCUGCAGACGCCAGGGCGCUGAGGGUGGUGCUGAGCCUGACGGGCGUGCGGGAGGGGCUGCGGGGGCACAUUGUGGUGGAGCUGAGCGAUAUUGACAACCAGCAGCUGGUGAAGAUGGUGGGAGGGCGCAUGGUGGAAACGGUGGUGGCUCACGACGUGAUCGGGCGGCUCAUGAUUCAGUGCGCCCGCCAGCCCGGCCUGGCUCAGAUCUGGGAGACCCUCCUCGGCUUCGAGAACUGCGAGUUCUACACCAAGCACUGGCCCGAGCUUGUCGGGAAAACCUUUCGGGAGGUCCUGCUGUCCUUCCCUGAUGCGGUGCCGUGCGGUUUGAGGGUUUCUGCGCGGACGUACUAUGAGAAGAGCACGGAGGCCGUGGGGUUUGAGUUUGCUGGAGGGAGCAGUGUUGGGAGUGAGGAUGAGGAGGAAGGGGAGGAGGGGGAGGGAGGAGGGGAGGGCGAGGUGAAGAGGGUUGUGGAGGUGAAGAAGGAGCAUACCCGGCUGUGGCUCAACCCGGACGAUGACUAUGUGCUCCAGCCUGAGGACUCUGUUCUUGUGAUAGCUGAGGAUGACGACUCCUAUGCUCCGGGCCCGCUGCCCGUGGUGCAAGACGCCCCGCUGCCCGACAUUGAAACCCCGCCGAAGCUGCCCGAAAAAAUCCUGUUCUGCGGCUGGCGGCGCGAUAUCGACGACAUGAUCACGGUGCUAGAGGCGUUCUUAGCCCGGGGAUCAGAGCUGUGGAUCUUCUCAGAUGUCCCCGUGGAGGAGCGAGAGGCGCGCCUCAUAGAGGGCGGGCUGAACCCCAGCGAGCUGGAGAAUGUGACUCUUGUGCACCGCAUGGGCAACGCUGUCAUCCGCAGGCACCUCGAGUUUCUCCCCCUCGAAACCUUUGACUCGAUCCUCAUUCUAGCGGACGAGGGCCUGGAGGACUCAAUCAUCAACUGUGACUCGCGCUCCCUCGCCACACUGCUGCUCAUCAGAGACAUCCAGUCCAAGCGCAUGCCGGCGGGCAGCAAGGGCCACCGGCGCAGCAACUCCAGCAUCACCUACCCGCGCCCCACGUCCACGUCCUCGUGGGUGGGGCAGAUGCAGCAGGCGUCGCAGCAGUCCAUCGUCAUCUCGGAAAUCCUCGACUCGCGCACGCGCUCCCUUGUGUCUGUCUCCAAGAUUAGUGAUUACGUGCUCAGUAACGAGCUGGUGUCCAUGGCUCUGGCAAUGGUGGCGGAGGACAGGGAGGUUAACCGCGUUUUGGAGGAGCUGUUUUCAGAAGAGGGCAACGAGAUGUACAUUCGCCCAGCGGAGCUGUAUCUCACGGACGGCGAGGAGCUCUCGUUCUUCGAAGUCGCAGUGAGAGCCCGCCAGCGCAUGGAGAUCAUUAUUGGCUACCGGCUGUUCACAGAGGACGAGGCAGUUCUGAACCCGCCUGACAAGGCUGAAAGGCACGCCUGGUCGAUUCAAGACACCUUCAUCGUUCUCUCGUUCAACGAGUAG
Messenger RNA from Closterium sp. Naga37s-1, 2238 nucleotides. The record is from the annotation of a GenBank genome assembly. NCBI's taxonomy places the organism in Eukaryota, Viridiplantae, Streptophyta, Zygnematophyceae, Desmidiales, Closteriaceae.